AUGGAGGCUCCGGAGGAAGCUGAACUCUGCUUUCCCCACAUCAACACCUCCUGCAGGAAGACGACAGGUCCUUAUGUGGAGACCAUGCUCACUUACACUAUGCUGUCCUGCAUCACGAUACUCACCGUGAUCCUAAACCUGCUGGUCAUCAUCUCUAUCUCACACUUCAAGCAGCUCCACACCACCACCAACCUCCUUCUCCUCUCUCUGGCUGUCACUGACUUCCUUGCGGGUCUCCUGCAGAUGCCACUUCUUCUCAUAAACAACGAAGGCUGCUGGAUCUUGGGCGACGUCAUGUGUGUCGUGCAUUACUUCUUUGCUGGCCUGGUUAUCAGCGUUUCAGUGGGAUGCAUGGUGCUCAUAUCAGUCGACCGCUAUAUAGCAAUUUGUAACCCCAUGUUUUACACCACCAGAGUCACUCUGACCAGAGUUAAACUCUGUGCUCGGGCCAUGCGCUCUCACAUGGCAGUCGUCACAGUGGAGCGUUCCCAGACUGUAAAAGCAAUGAAAUCUGAGAUUAAAGCAGCCAGGACUCUCGGUAUUGUAUUGGUAGUUUUUCUUCUCUGCUCAUGUCCA
This is a messenger RNA of Solea solea (common sole), 576 nucleotides long. Its product is annotated as trace amine-associated receptor 13c-like. NCBI's taxonomy places the organism in Eukaryota, Metazoa, Chordata, Actinopteri, Pleuronectiformes, Soleidae. Gene Ontology annotation, molecular function: trace-amine receptor activity. The transcript has 3 exons. The annotation marks the transcript as partial. Gene Ontology annotation, biological process: G protein-coupled receptor signaling pathway. Gene Ontology annotation, cellular component: membrane. The record is from RefSeq and is a predicted model, not a curated record.